This is a messenger RNA of Caenorhabditis briggsae, 2802 nucleotides long. RefSeq names its product Protein CBR-PLC-2 (gene Cbr-plc-2). Gene Ontology annotation, molecular function: phosphatidylinositol-4,5-bisphosphate phospholipase C activity. The transcript is spliced from 18 exons. Lineage: Eukaryota; Metazoa; Nematoda; Chromadorea; Rhabditida; Rhabditidae. The coding region runs from base 1 to 2802 and encodes 933 amino acids. The record is from RefSeq and is a predicted model, not a curated record. Gene Ontology annotation, biological process: phosphatidylinositol-mediated signaling; lipid metabolic process.
AUGUCAACUGACUCAAUUUUGAAAGAUGGAAAAUUGACUUUUUUGAAAUAUGAAGAGAAUUUCACCAUUCGAAACUCGGUCUGUCUUCAAAUCGAUCCAACCCCUUAUAUUUUGUACUGGAGGUACAAAGACCCCAAGGUUUUUAAUACCAAAGAGCUAGCCCAUGAGAAAAACUACAUCUAUUUGGAGCGAAUCUACGAUGUUCGUGUUGGAAAACCGACAGAUUUCGAUCUGGGAUCACAUGAGAAAAGUUUCGAGAGAAAUUUUCUUACUGUAGUCAGCGGGACGAGUAUUACUAAUUUGAAAUUCACUCAUUUCGUAUGUUUGGAUAAGGAUGAGGUUCGUUUUUUUGGUAUUCUAGGCCACCAUUUCAAAAAAAAAAUUUCCAGAAAAAACUCAAAGAUUUCGGCUCCGCCCUCUUUGCUACCGUACAACGCGUUCGGCGGGAGGAGCACGGAUUACUGUACCAUUUUCGGAAAAAGUUGGCGCCCAAAAUGUAUGCGGCGUUUACGCAGCGAUGUUUGGAAGAGGAUGCUACCCAUAAUGAGAGUGUACGAUAAGCACAAGAAGAAUACCACAAAAACCGAAUGGAGUGCAGUUGGAAAGUUACUGUCGGUGAAUUCUCGAAAAAAUGUGGAAAUCGACGAUCAGAAACUGAUAAAAAUCAUCAUGAUUCUCACGAAAUUCGAGGGAUCUCGACUGGAAGCGAUUUUUCGAAAAAUAUCGGAAGACGAGCCGGUUGCGACAAAACUGGAAUUUGGGGAGUGGCUGAGAAAAAAUCAACAUGAUCAUCGUCUCAAUGACGCCAGAUUCAAUCAGGUUUCCGAUCGAAAAAUUCAUAAAAUUUUGGAGACGUGGCAGUAUUCUGGAGGUGAGGGGGCGUGUUUUAAAGCUCAAAAACUCGAAAAAAAUUGGUGGCCUAGAAAUUAUUCCGCAAUAACUCCACAAAUAUUUACGCACUGGAUGGCUUCUGAUGAGUGUGGCGUCGCGAUUUCAGCUCAACGAAUGAAAUUAGAUGUGGCCAGUAUGAGAGAACCAAUCAAUCGAUAUUUUAUCGAUUCGUCUCAUAACACUUAUUGUUCUGGCAACCAACUGGUCUACGCAAUCGGCCAUUGCUCAGCAGAUGUUGAAAUGUAUCGACAGGCACUGUUAUGCGGGUGUAGAUGUGUUGAAUUGGAUGUUUGGGAUAAUAGAGAUAAGGAUGGGGAUCCAGUGAUCACUCAUGGACCAACAGCAGUUAUGGGAAUGAAUGAAAUAUGUUUGAGAGAAGUUUGUGAGGCUAUUAAGGAGUGCGCCUUUAAGACAACUCCAUAUCCUCUAAUCCUAUCCAUCGAAAAUCAUUUGGGCCGUCGUCAACAGGAGAAAAUGGUCCAAAUAUUCCAUCACGUAUUCGGCGACCUCCUUCUGACUGGACCUCUUCCAGACUACCCCUUAUACGCUCGAGAGGCAUCUGGAGACGUCAAGUAUCCGUCUCCAGAAGAUUUGAAAUUCAAAAUUUUGAUUAAAGCCAAAAAGAAGAGAUUCGAGAAACAAGAGUCCAGAAGUCGAGAGGAUUCUAGUAUUGAUUUGCAGGGCUCUUCAAUAGACCUAACAGAAGAUGAGGCCAUCGAAAAUGAGCGAUUCAAUGAGCUCACCGAAGAGCAAAAAGCUGCCCAAAUGCUCCAACUUCCAGAAGAAUCUUCGUGUUCAGAGCUUUCGGAGAUUAUUAAUUACAUGCAAGCAUUCGAAUCGUCUAGAGGCGUCUCAACUGCGGUGAACCUUGAAAAUGCCACUCAGGAUACUGUACCUUGUAUAGUGUCGGCCGAUGAGAAUACUGUAUGGAAUUGUUUGAAGGGAAACUCGGUGGAGAAGGUUCAGAAUCUAAACAAGUCAAAAAUCAUGAGAAUCUACCCCAAAGCGUCAAGAAUCUACUCAACCAACUAUAAUCCGAUGAUUCACUGGCUCACCGGUGCUCAAAUGGUCGCAUUGAAUAUUCAAACGAAUUGUCCAAAUAUUCAGUUGAGCUAUGCAAUGUUUGAGCGGAACGGAGGUUGUGGAUUCGUCCGAAAACCAGACUGGCUCCGGAUGCGAGAUGUGCAAUUGAAACCACAUUUGUCCAUACCAUUCACCAUUGCGUAUACGGUAGAAGUGGAGAUAAUUGCCGCCUACUUCCUCUCAGCCAUGGAUUCCGAGAAAUAUCGCCGCCGGAGUACUGUAUCCGUCCGCCUUUUCGAUGUACCUGAUCAAAUUUCGAAAGAAGACAUUUCCUCUCCAUCGAUUUCCACGUCAACGAAGUUCGAAGCGUCUUGUAGACGUCGAACAAGAGAGGAGACUUCAUUUGUGACUAAUUAUGAACGUCAUGUGUACAGUUUUGACAAAGUUAUGCUCAACGAUUUGUCGUUUAUUCAAUUCAACGUUCACAACGAAUCGGGUAGCGUCUUUGCGCAGCGAAUUUUGCACAUUGAUACUAUGAAUAAUGGAUACCGUUUUGUGACCCUCCGAACCCCUUCAAAUCAGUGUGCUGGACCCGCAUGUCUGCUCGUCAGAUUCGAUCUUUUUAUGCAUUCGGAUAGGAAGAAUUUGCACGACCAUAAACAAAUGUACAAUCCACACGCAUUCGAAAAAGAAUCUGACAAAUGGGAGAGACGUUUCAGCAAUCCGUUUGCCGAUUUGGACGGGUUCGAUGGAAACGAAUUUCUACUAGUAGAGGGUACUCGACGCGGAUCGGUCGAAAUCCCGCCCACCACUCCGACCACGCCCACCAAACCCAUGAGCUUUGGAAAAGAGCUGUUGGAGAAAAUUGCGUUUUGGAAGAAGAAAUAA